ACGCCGCGCCCCCAAGCGCGCGGGGGCGCCCGACACGGCCCCGCCCCGCCUCUUCCGCCUUUCUGAGGCGCGGCGGCCGCGCAGCCUGGCCCUGAUUGGGCGUCUCUGGACAGGCGGCGACGCGAUUGGCCACAGGCGGAAUGACGUCAGGGCCGGGGUCCGGCGUGAAUAGGGGCGGCAUGGCGCCGCCCGGCCUCUUACGCUCCUGGCUGGGGCAGAGCCGGGCCAUGAGCCUGGCCAUGAGCCGGUGCGUCUUGGAGCCCCGGCCCCCGGGGAAGCGGUGGCUGGUGGCUGGCCUGGGCAACCCCGGCCUGCCCGGGACGCGGCACAGCGUGGGCAUGGCGGUGCUGGGGCAGCUGGCGCGGCGGCUGGGUGUGGCGGAGAGCUGGGCGCGCGACCCGCGCUGCGCCGCCGACCUCGCCCUGGCGCCGCUCGGGGACGCCCAGCUGGUGCUGCUGCGGCCUCGGCGGCUCAUGAACAGCAACGGGCGCAGCGUGGCCCGGGCCGCCGAGUUGUUCGGGCUCACCGCCGACGCGGUCUACCUGGUGCACGAUGAGCUGGACAAGCCUCUGGGGAAACUGGCCCUCAAGCUGGGCGGCAGUGCCAGGGGCCAUAAUGGAGUCCGCUCCUGCAUCAGCUGCCUCAACUCCAGUGCCAUGCCAAGGCUGCGGGUGGGCAUCGGGCGCCCCGCGACCGCCGACGCCGUGCAGGCCCACGUGCUGGGCAGGUUCUCCCCGGCCGAGCAGGAGCUGCUCCCUCUGCUGCUGGACCGGGCCACUGACCUGCUCCUGGACCACAUCCGAGAGCGGAGCCAGGGGCCCGCCGUCGGCCCGUGACGCCACAGCCACAGCGGCCGGCCCGGCCCUGCCCUGCCCGGCGCCCACGCCCCAGCCCCGGCCACAGAGCCGCCAGGCCUGCUGUGCUGCCGCUUUUAUACAACUUUCCCAGAGACGAACGGGGCCCGAGGUGGCGUCCCAGGCCCGACGGCGGUCCUCUCGGCAGCCUACUUGGGGUGCAGGAAAACUUCGGGGAGGCUAAACUUCUUGAGCCUUUUUAGGAUACUGGCAGUGUGGAUCUGCAAGGGUAAAGACGCCUGCUUUAGAUUAAAGACGGGGUGGGCACGUGGCCGAGCGGGGAGCACGCUGCUUGGGACGCUCACGUCCCACAUCCGAGUGCCUGGGUCCCAGUCCCAGCUCUGCUUCCUGCGCAUGCGCCAGCAGGGAGCGCUGCAGGCAAUGGCUCCCACUCAGGAGACCCAGGCCAGCCCGGCCCCUGGCUCCAGGAUCUGGCCCGGUCCGGCCCGGUCCGGCCCUGGCUGCCUGGGCUCUCUGAUGUCUGUCUCUGUGUCUCUCUGCCUUUCAAUUAAGUAAGUACCUUUUUAAAAAGCAAUUCUUGGGGGCUGGCGCCGUGGCUCACUUGGCUAAUCCUCCGCCUGUGGCGCCGGCAUCCCAUGUGGGCACCGGGCUCUAGUCCCGGCUGCUCCUCUUCCAGUCCAGCUCUCUGCUGUGGCCCAGGAGGGCAGUGGAGGAUGGCCCAAGUGCUUGGGCCCUGCACCCGCAUGGGAGACCAGGAGAAGCACCUGGCUCCUGGCUUCGGAACGGACGGCCAUUUGGGGGGUGAACCAAUGGAAAAGGAAGACCUUUCUCUCUGUCUCUCUCACUGUCUAACUCUGCCUGUCAAAUAAAAAAAAAUGUUAAAAAAAUAAAAA
This is a messenger RNA of Oryctolagus cuniculus (rabbit), 1708 nucleotides long. RefSeq names its product peptidyl-tRNA hydrolase 1 homolog (gene PTRH1). Gene Ontology annotation, molecular function: peptidyl-tRNA hydrolase activity. NCBI's taxonomy places the organism in Eukaryota, Metazoa, Chordata, Mammalia, Lagomorpha, Leporidae. The record is from RefSeq and is a predicted model, not a curated record.